UCGACCGUCACGCGCAUCCUCCUCAACUAUGCGCUGCGCAUGGGCCGCAAGCCGACGUUUGUCGACUUGGACGUGGCGCAUGGUCUGCUGAGUGUUCCCGGGACGAUUGCCGCGACGCCGCUCGAGACCAACUGCAUGAGCGUUGAAGACGACUUUGUCUUGACGGCGCCAUUGGCAUACUAUUUUGGCCACACGACGCUCAAGGACAUUUCAGAAUUGUACAAGUUUCAAGCUUCGGAGUUGGCCAAGCGCGUGGACCAGCGCCUCGCCAACGACGCCGAAGUCAACGCCGCGGGCAUUAUCGUCAACACGUCGGGCUCGAUUGACAAUGAAGGCUACCAAGCACUCGUGCACUGCAUCCAGGCGUUCCGCAUCGACCUCGUCAUCGUCCUGGGCCAGGAUCGGUUGUUCAGCGAAUUGAGCUCGGCCGUGUCGCCGUCCACGUCCGUCAUCAAGCUGCCGCGCUCGGAUGGCGUCGUCCAACGCUCCAACCAGCUUCGGCACCAGCUUCGCAUGGACGGCUGCCAUGCUUACUUUUACGGCAAGAAAAUCCCAAACGCAGCGCCGAUGCAGUCGCUCUACGAGUACUCGCCCCACGUCGUCGAGCUGUCGUUUGAAGACAUCAACAUCUACCGCGUGCACGACUUGACCGUCUCGGACGUCAUGCUGCCCGUGGGUCAAGUCGACGACUUGCAGCGGCUGCGCGUGCUUCCGGUCGAAAAGACUGUCGACUUGGCGCACUGCAUUGCGGCAGUCAUCCACAAGUCGAGCAUCAAGGACGACGACAUUGGCAUGGACCCGCAGUCGCUCCUCGCCGCCAGCGCCGCUGGCUUUGUCCAAAUCAAAGCGGUGAACGUCCAAACGAGCAAGAUCACGCUGCUCGUGCCCUGCCACGGCCCGCUUCCGUCCAAGAACCUCGUCGUUGGCUCGCUAAAGUUUAUGGAGUAA
Saprolegnia parasitica CBS 223.65 is the source of this 948-nucleotide messenger RNA. RefSeq lists its product as hypothetical. The annotation marks the transcript as partial. Gene Ontology annotation, molecular function: polynucleotide 5'-hydroxyl-kinase activity. Gene Ontology annotation, biological process: tRNA splicing, via endonucleolytic cleavage and ligation. The transcript is spliced from 5 exons. The record is from RefSeq and is a predicted model, not a curated record. Lineage: Eukaryota; Oomycota; Saprolegniomycetes; Saprolegniales; Saprolegniaceae. Gene Ontology annotation, cellular component: nucleus.